Molecule: messenger RNA, 1257 nt
Organism: Perca fluviatilis (European perch)
Lineage: Eukaryota; Metazoa; Chordata; Actinopteri; Perciformes; Percidae
Product: putative nuclease HARBI1
Exons: 1
Coding region: 1-1257 (418 amino acids)
Source: RefSeq, a predicted model, not a curated record
AUGGCGGACUACAUGCUUGUGUUUCUGUUGGAGAAGAUAUUGACCCUAUUAGGAUUACUAGGGCAAAAUAUUAUGCUCCUGUGCCACCACGCUGAGCAAAAACAUCUUAUGGACAACCGCAUACGCCACAUAAUUUUAAAUCCACCGCAAAGGGCUACUAGGAGGGCAGCCAGGAGAAGAUUUUGGGUUAGACCAGGUAGAACCAGCAGUUGGUGGGACAACGUCGUUAAUGGCAUUGCUGUGGACGAAGAAUGGAGGGAGAACUUCCGCAUGUCCAGGACAUCUCUCCUCGCCCUGAGCGAAGAACUCCGUCCAUACAUCGAUGGGCAAACAACAGCCAUGCGUGCCCCAAUUGAACUGGUGAAAAAGGUUGCGUUGACGCUCUACUAUUUGAGCGACGAAGGACGGCUACGAAAAACUGCUAACGCCUUUGGCGUGUCACGACAGGCUGUGUCCGUCGUUGUCAGGCAGACCUGCAAAGCGAUCGCUAUCCACCUUGGUCCAAAAUAUGUAAAGCUGCCUUUUACGGAGCCCGAGGCUGAGGAUUUGGUUUUGGGUUUCCAUCGCGCUCAUGGCAUGCCACAGUGUUUGGGAGCGGUCGACGGUACCCACAUCGAAAUAAAGCAGCCAUCUACCAACUCCAUGGACUACAUCAACAGGAAAGGCAAGAAUUCCCUUAAUAUACAGACUGUCUGUGACUACAAGUUUAAAUUCAUGGACGUCGUGAUAAAGUGGCCUGGGAGUGUACAUGAUGCGCGAGUUUUUGCUAAUUCAAAGCUCAACUCCUACUUUAAGACUGGCAAGAUCCCUGCUCUGGAAAAGCAGAUUGUGGACGAUGAGGAGGCCAUACCCAUUUUCCUUCUGGGUGACCCAGCCUACCCUCUGCUUCCUUACUUGAUGAAGGAAUAUUCCAGUGGUGGCUCCACACCACAAGAACAAUACUUUGGCCUAUGUUUGUGUAGGGCACGCAUGGUUAUCGAGUGUGCUUUUGGUCGCCUUAAAGCCAGAUUUGCUGCACUGAGAAGGCCUAUGGAUAUCAAUUUGCAGGACCUGCCCCAUGUAAUUUACGCUUGCUUUGUUCUCCAUAACUUUUGUGAGGACAGUAAGGAGACUGUGGCUGAUCAUUCUGUGUCGGGAACAAUACAAUGUGAUAACGACCUGCAGCCACCACUACAACGCAACAACUACAUCACAGACUGUAACGAGGGGGAAGGAAAGAGAGUGAGAAGAGUACUCACAAAGUACCUUGACCCUUAA